Messenger RNA from Triticum turgidum subsp. durum (durum wheat), 1086 nucleotides. The record is from the annotation of a GenBank genome assembly. NCBI's taxonomy places the organism in Eukaryota, Viridiplantae, Streptophyta, Magnoliopsida, Poales, Poaceae.
AUGCUCCUGCUCCAGCCGGCAUCUGGCGGAGCAUCGCCACUCCGACCCCCUCCCUUCCCCACAUGCUCCUCUCGAUCCCGUCCCCUCCCUCCCUGUCGUCUUGUCCUUGCGACGCCCACCCUCCACCAGGCCCUCCGCCAGCCCGAGCCCCUCGCUCCCUUCUCCACCAGGCCAUCCACCUUCGCUCGACUUGACCAUGUCGUUGUGGGGGAUGGGGUUGUUGGGCUCAUGGCCGAGCUCUACAAGGUGGAGCUCGUGCGCGCCCACGACGAUCCUGAGCGCAACGCUGACUUCUGCUUCCUCUACUACGCGUACGCCAAGGCCGCGGUGGAGCGCGCCGCGCAGGUCAACGGCGUAGGUCGCGGGCGUGGCGGAGCCCAUCCAUCCACCCAUCUUCCCCAAAGUUUCCUUCGACAAGUAGCAGCAGCGGAAGGCGAUGGCAACGAACAUGCAGAUGGGCAGCGGCUCUCUCUCAUCAACAACACCUUCUACUCCAACAAGGAGAUCUUCCUCCGCGAGCUCAUCUCCAACUCAUCAGAUGCUCGAGAGCCUGACGGACAAGAGCAAGCUCGACGCCAGCCGGAGCUCUUCAUCCGCCUCAUCCCCGAUAAGCCCAACAAGACGCUCUCCAUCAUCGACAGCGGCGUUGGCAUGACAAAAUCAGAUUCCCUACACGUGUGUAUCUAUCAAGUCAUCUUACUAGUGGCUGUUCAAUUGACCUUGAUCAUGCAAGAACGUCACUGGAUUCUGGAAUCUGACCGAGAUCCCGCCGGAGCUCUUCAACUCGAUGGAUCUGGUCAUGUUAACUCCGCGUCCUACUUCUCGACGGAAGCUGCAUCCUUCCCCAGUAGGCUUCCAAUGGCUGCGUGCCUGCGCCCAGCUGCUUCUGCGCCGGUGCCGACCACCGCGCCCAGUCACCACGGCCAGUGGCAGCAGUCUCCUUGGCGGAUGGCAGUGUGCAGGUGUGCACCCUGGCACUGGGGACUAGAGAUGUGCAGCAUAGAAGGCCAGCAGCUAGGAGCUGAGCAACUGUACACAGAGCCGGAGGUAAGAUUGAGGUGGACCAGAUUGCUAAUUUCUAACUAG